Molecule: messenger RNA, 7424 nt
Organism: Acanthaster planci (crown-of-thorns starfish)
Lineage: Eukaryota; Metazoa; Echinodermata; Asteroidea; Valvatida; Acanthasteridae
Biological process (GO): cell-matrix adhesion
Molecular function (GO): calcium ion binding; protein binding
Source: RefSeq, a predicted model, not a curated record
UCCCGAGGAAGCUAUAACUCCUUGAAUGACCCGACUUUCACACCGGACUUCCUGCAAGACUUGAUUGACAAAGCACCCCCAGACAAGUACCGAAUGGCGAUGGAGGUCUGCGGGUCGAGCAAAGUAUGUCUCUACGAUUCGUUGGCUCUGAAUGAUACCGACAUUGGUAUGGCCACAUUAGAAAUCAAUGAAACGAACACCGUGAAUAUGGUGUUGUCAACUAACUUCCCGCCAAAUCUGACGCUCGUGGAGACCAUUGAGGCUGUGGUGGGGCAAAUGGUAACGUUGCAGCUAGAAGCAGUCGAUCCCGAUGGAGAUAACAUCACCUACCAGCUGCUACGACCGGUGAAAGGGGCCUCGAUUUCUGAUGAGGAUGGUCUAUUCACGUGGACCCCAGCAAACAAGUCGAAGGUCUCACUGGGUUUUCUAGCAACAGACGGUAAGGCAAAUGCAACAAUGGAGCCCGUCGUCAAGCUCUGUAGCUGUGAGAAUGGUGGGUCUUGCCUGUUCGACCAGUACGUCAGUGGAACAAAUCUCCUGCAGGAUCGUUUUGGAGUAGUGUUGUGUCAGUGUAAGCCUGGUUGGACUGGUGAGUUCUGCGAGAUGGAUUAUGAUGCCUGCGCUGACGACCCUUGUUUCAUAGGCGUAACUUGUUCUGAUGAGGCCCCACCGUCAUUCAAUAGCACCUGCGGACCUUGUCCUGUGGGAUUUGAGGGUGACGGCAAGAGCUGCCAAGAUGUUGAUGAGUGCGAGUUGUAUAGAGACCAACCAGCUAGCAAUGGUGGACGUGGCUGCGAUCAAAACUGUGUCAACGUCCUGAUGAACUACACAUGCAGUUGCAAUCCUGGAUAUUUCUUGGGCGGAGAUGGCCGACGUUGUAUCGAAACGCCAAAUAUCACAGUGCCAUCUGUUGAAGAUCGGUGCAUAAAUGAAGCGGAAGGGCCUGUUGAGGUGAUGUGGGAGGACGUUACUGCCACAAAUACCGCUGCUGAGGACAUCAUUUGCACAGAGUCCAUUGGAGGAACCAAUGUUUCAUCAACUGGAGGUGUAUUUGGAGUGGGAUACUAUGUUGUGACCUGCAGGGUUGAUCUACCGUUUGAAAAAGUUGUCUCUACAAACUUCUCGUUCAGCAUCUUUGCAAUACCUACAAUCAUUGUGCCUAAGGUUGAAACUCGGCAGAUUUCUCCUGGUCAGGUAUCAAUUUCAGUAACUUGGGAUGAGGUCAAUGCCACAAACGCAAGUGGUCGGGCAAUAACAUGUACGGAUGAUACAGGGGGAACCAAUGUGACCGUCUCAGGGGGCGACUUUCCGUUAGGAUCGCACAAUGUGACCUGCUCCUUGACCAAUAAUUUGGGGUGUUUCGCCUCAGCAAGCUUCGCGUUCGAUGUAAUCGAAACAACCACCCCUCCUGUAUCAACCACUACUCCAGUAUCAGCCACCAUUCCAGCAACACCAACCACUCCAACAACAACCACUCCAGCAUUAACUACCACUCCAGCAUCAACCCCUAUGCUGGCAUUGACUCCUACUCCAACAUCAACCACCACGGCAUCCACCGCCACGCCAGCAUCAACCACCACUCCAACAUCAACCCCCACGCCAGCAUUGACUACCACUCCAACAUCAACCCCCACGCCAGCAUUGACUACCACUCCAACAUCAACCCCCACGCCAGCAUCGACUACCACUCCAACAUCAACCCCCACGCCAGCAUUGACUACCACUCCAACAUCAACCCCUACGCCAGCAUCGACUACCACUCCAAAAUCAACCACCACGCCAGCAUCGACUACCACUCCAAAAUCAACCACUACGCCAGCAUUAACUACCACUCCAGCAUCACCCACCACUGCAACAACACCCUCUGCAACCACAGGCUGUCAAGCGUUAAGCUGUCUGAAUGGAGGAACUUUUGAUACUGAGUUUUGUGAGUGUGUUUGUCCUCUUGCCUACUCAGGCGUGACGUGUUCAGAUGAGAACCUAUGCCUCUCCGGGAAUAGAUGCUCGGCCGCUGAACACUACUGUUUACCGGCUACUAACCAAGAUGGCUUCACUUGCACGUGUAAUGUUUUCAAUAACUCUUUCCCGCAAGACGAUGGUUCUUGUCGACAACACCCUUCUAAGCACAUGGUGGUAACAGCUGAAUUGGAUUUCAAUCCGGCCUUUAAUAAUCCCACAUCGGCUGCAUUCCGGAAGCAAGCUGCUGUGUUUGAGCAGGCGAUUUUCUUGAGACUUAAGGGGAAUCCUUCAACCAACGAUGUAUCUUCAGUGCACGUCCCUUUGAUGGAAGAAGGCAGCACUGUCGUAAGGUCGGUGGCAUCAUUUCAAAACGCUGCGCCCUCCGACGCCAUCCUACAGCAAGUCUUGGCAAGCAAUGCGUCUCUGAGUGACGGAAACACAGUCAUAUAUCUCUACACCAAUUCAGUCAUCGUUAAUGACCAGGCAAUAGGCUGUGUGCCAAGCUACUGCAAGAAUGGCGGGACUUGUGAGAUUUCUGGAAACGCCCCUUAUGUUUCAUUUACGUGCAGCUGUCCAGCGUCGUAUACCGGGGACCGGUGUGAGGUUGAAAUCCAAGGGCCCGGCUCUGGCGGUUUACCCACCAUCGCUACGGUGUUCAUCAUCCUCGGUUGCAUUCUGCUUCUUGUGGUUGUGUGUAUGCUUGCCUGCGCGUGUCUGCUCGCCCAGAGGCAGCGUGGGAAGCUGCUCGCUCCCUCCCGGGACAGUCGCUGGCCGGCAGUACCAAGAAACCGCCGGGGCAUCCUCGACAACGACCAGAGCAGGGGGUCUGGUGAUAGCUUCAGCCAGUCAAAUAUCGAUGACGAGGAGGGGUUUAGGUUGGAGCGGAUAAUGCAGGUCAUGAGUCAGUCACCAUACCAGCAGGAGGGCUUGCCUGUGCGAGGGGAGUUUAUCCGGCCCUACGUGGUGACAGGAAUGAAAGGGCCGCAUCGUGAGGACCCUCCUCAGGCCAACCAUGCUGGUCGAGUGGUGCGCAAUCCGAUGCUCAACUAGACCCUGCAUACUAACUGCUACGUCUACCUUGUUUUCACUUCAGUGAAUGUGAGGAAUGUGGGCCGAUCUCAGUCGAUUUAUUUUGUGUAAUUAUGCUUGUGUGUUUUUACCUUCCUAACUGGGCACUUUCAAAAUCACAUUGUCUGGAUCCUUACAGUCCAUUAGUAGGCCUAUCUCUUAAUUUUUUGUGUGUAAUCAUUUAAAUGAACUGCUGUCCUCUUUAAAACUGAGAACAUUUCGUUAAUGACACCACAAAGUAACACCUGGGUGGGCUUGGGUUCGCUUCGCACAGGUACUAAAACUGAAUGAUUUUCGUUUCUAUAACAUCCAGGUACACUGUCACUUGGUGUAUGUUCGUUUUCACGAAGUAACACCUGUCCUCAUUUAAUAAAUUGUGUUAAUUUUGUUCUGUAAUCGCACAAAUAUUACAAUCGUUUCAUUUCAUUCCACUCCCACAAUCACCGGUACAUUCCUCUCAAAACCGUCAAUAUAAACCGUUAAAUGAUAUGUAUUUCUGUAACAGUGUUGUGAAACGAAACGAAACGAAACGAAACGAAAAGUCGUUGACAGCAGUUUACGAUGUGCGUGAACACACUUGGGUGUUUCUCUGCAUGUGAAACCAUGCCACAUAGCGGUUUCUACGGAGUAAUACUGCAGUUAGUGGGAAUGUUAUUUUGUAGUAUCGGUGACGUCUUGUAAUGUCUUUUUCAAAAGCAAAAUUGCAAUUUAAUUUUUUUUCUCCUAAUCAGCUUAUCGAAAAGCUUCUUUUAUCCAUGUUACCCAGACAGGUUGUCCUGCAAGUACAACAUAUUUUAAGAUAACAUUUCCUGUGAGGAUUCAGUAAAGUUUCGAUGAAGUUAAUACAACAUAAAUCCAGCUGCAUUGCAUAUGGAAGACUCAUAAAGAAGUACGUCUAUAGAGCGAAUUUUAAUCAAAACACUUUGACAAAUUGAAAGUAUUGUGAACGGGCACAAUAGCGACAACAAUAUGGCUGAAGACUUUGCAUGCUUUUUAAUUACAGUUUGCGUACGUGGAAAGGUUUAGCGCGCAUUUUUUCGGUUCAUUAACAGUCUUAAACAGACUUGCGCAUUUUUGUAAGCAAAACAGACACGCCAAUUAUAUAGCUGAUGUGUUCCAACAAGUUUGCACGAGAAGACAUGAUCCCUUUCAGGCGACCCAUUUUAAAGGGAAAGAAUGAACUUUAAUUCACUUUGCAGAGAUUUGUUUGCUUGACGGGUGAGAUUUUUUGAGAGAGAGUUAUACAGCUGAGAAUUUAGCCUACAGUGUGAUGACAAGUUUUCUGAGGCCUGUGAGUGAUUGAGAGACUGGUUCGCCCUGAGAUGGGCCAAUCUGUGGAUUCCAUUGUAUUAAUACUCAGAUUAAUUAAUUUCAGCCGUUUUGAAUUAUAACACUGUUAUACUGUACGCAGAGUGCUACUCACCAAUUGGUAAAAUAGGCGUAAGGUUGAAUUAUGUUCAGUACUUCUACACAUGAAUUCUCGGAUCCAGAGCCUCGAGACGACCGCGCGGUAUAAUCAGUCAAGUGAAGCGAAGCCAUGCUUCAUAUUUUGAAGUUUUGAUUGCUUUUUAACGGGUCACGGAAUCAUCCUGAAUGAGUCACGUGUGUAUCUGAAGAGUUGAUCAGUUAAAUCUCGUUUGUUACUCUGUAGUUAGUCUUCCUGUUGUAGGAGAAGUUAAACUUAACUUACUCAGAGUUCAAUUUAUAUACAGGAAUUUAUUUGGACGUUUUUACUUUCUGGAUGUGCCAAGUGCUGCAUUAUAAAGGGUCCACAGUUUUUUUCUGACACGCACCUUUUGCGCAGCUCUGCUUUCGUCUUCAGUGAUGGACAGGAUUCGACACUUUAGUUAUUGUGAUCCCAACAUUUCUUCAUAAAAAGUACAUUAUCUGAAAAGGCACCAAAACACCACUGAAAAUGGCACAACAAACAUUGAAAAUAAAGUUAAUUGAAACACAUGCAUAUGCGUUGCUUGGUCCUUUGAUGCUCCAACUACCAAGCUUUCUCCCUCAUUUAUGAUAUCGUAUAUGCUCAAUAAUCCUCCCCCAGCUCAACCAGACUCCAUUCAAGAUGACCGCAUUUUGAUCGGAGUUUAGAGUCACAAAACCUGAGCUGUAUUGCGUUAAGUCUCUUGAAAAUACAUGGGCAAAAGUGAAGCUCUUGCUGGCUGUGCCGAUUUCAUAAACGAUCUGAAAUAGCAUGUUAGACAUUCAGUUGCAGGGUUUUCUGACAAAAAAUGACUCCAAUGUCUUUGUCUGAUAUGUUGAGCUUCUGUGUUUAGAAUGAUGGUUUCCCCUUUUUUUCAGAGGCACGCAUAAUGGAUCAAUCGAAUGCAGAUGACAUAACAUAACUGAAUUUAAAAAUGCGAUUAAAUUGCAAAGACAAUUUUGCAUUAGUUGCGUCAGUUAGUUACACUAAAAGGUUGCUCUCUGUCAUUGGCAAAACGUUAGUUUAAACUGCUCUCGCAAAAGCAUGAAAUCAAGUGCAGUAGCCAUAAGUUUCUGUUUAACUGACGGUUUUUAUCCUACAUGUAUUUUCUAACUGGAACGACAACUGUUGUUUAAAUGACGUGCAUGCAAAUGGUCUAUUACCGUGUAAACCCAAUUAACGCUAUUGCAACGUAAUAUAACGUAAGUAUUUUAAGAGGUGAUAGGUUAAAAACAUAUAUUACUUAAUUGGAUUGGGAACAAAUUACACAGAGGGCAAUUUUUAAACAAUUAUCUGUAUCUUUUUUUUUAGUUUUAAAUGUUUUCAACAGUCUGUUAAUCUUCUUUAUCGGUUGUUUUAUAGUUUAUUUUUAAAGUACUCAGAUCUCCGUGUACGAUCUCGACAGUCGCCUUGGCUCAAUUAGACAGUCUGUGCCUUUACCUACCAUUUCACCACGAACCGACCCUGUAUACCGCACAAAGCAUUAUUUUGUCGUUUUUCUGACAUGAAAAUGAUCUGAGGUCGGUGAAGAAGUAACUUAUACCCAUGGGGAGGAGAGUUGCAGACUGUAACGAGAUAACAAGAUAGAGGCUUUUUAACCACAUUCAGGCCGCUGAUGAAGCGAAAUCGGGGCACUGACGACACAAGGAGGGGGUCGAACAAUCAAGUUAAACGGGACGAAGUUGCAAUGGGCGAAUAUCGGGACGCUGAUAAAGCAAAAUCGGCAUGAAGAAUAUAUAUGUGUUGAACUGGGUCGAAAGUCCCUGGCUACGCGCCUGUAUUGAGCUGGGGCGUUUAAAAUGAGUGUUUUUACUCAGCGGCGUGCGUAUGAGAUCAUUUGCAUUCAGGUGCCUUUCCAUAUGUACGCACUUUGGGUUCUUUGCGUACGUGAUGUGUUUCACUUUCACGGACACAAAAAUCUACUCCAUUAUAAUAACACACGUGUGCGUUGCGUUCGGCCCCUCAAAACCCCCCCUGGAGCGAUUUUGACGGAUACGCAGCACUUGACGUAAAGUGUUGACGAGCAUAUAUAUGGAAAGGCGCUUUUAGUCGGAAGAUUGGAAGCAAACAGAAAACGCAGGUGGAUUAAAGUUUGGUAUGUUUUACCAAACACCAUUGCGCUUUUAAAUCUCAAUCAUUGAAAAAUACGUGUUGUGCACUGCUUAAAUUAUGCCUUAGUUUGCACUGCUUUCUUGCAGUUAAAUAAUUAUGCAUAAUACACCUAAGCUCGUUUAUCGCCGUGAGUGAUUUUAAGGCACAAUGAGGUGCAAAAGGUCUCAUGGGCAUGGGCAAAGUAGGCCUAUUCACUUCACUCUUGUUGAAUUGAUUUUACAUGUUCAUUAAUACUUUCAUUGUAUUUGAUGAAACUGUAAGUAUUGCUUCUAUGCAGCCCGCGUGAGAUCUAGAAGAAAAAUAAUCACGACUGAUAACACGAAUAGCACACAGUUCAAACUAACUUGAGCUCAGAUGACCACGGUAAGGAUCGUCGUCGUUUGGUUCGAACUAUCAGGAGAAUUCUACAUUAUGUAACGUGUAGGUGUACAUUGUGUGCCCACUUGGAUUUUAUAAAAACAUGUAGGGGUGAUUACAUGUGUCAAUCGAAAUUUGGAAUUUUCGACAAGUCUACCCGGUGAAAUCUAUGUAUGAUGUGCUUUAUUGACCCAUGUUUAAAAAGCAAUGGAAUUGGAAUUACGCAAAACACAACUCCACUUGCUUUGGUCUUAAGCCGACUCUUCAGUGCAUUCACGAUGGAACACUUUGAUUUAAGACAGAAAUUAUACUUUUAAGAAUAGGAAAAACCAUAGCUCAGUGAUAUUCUGAAGCUUUAAUUUUCAAGUCAGGUAGGAACAUUGUUUUAUAAUAUAUGCAAACCAAGUUACUCAGAAGUUUAAUCUUUAUUUCUCAUUACAUUUUGCUUAUUACUUUUACAUUGGUAAUGGGUUAAUUAAACGAAGCAAAAAGACACAAGAAA